Molecule: messenger RNA, 390 nt
Organism: Magnolia sinica
Lineage: Eukaryota; Viridiplantae; Streptophyta; Magnoliopsida; Magnoliales; Magnoliaceae
Product: microtubule-destabilizing protein 60-like
Exons: 4
Coding region: 1-324 (107 amino acids)
Source: RefSeq, a predicted model, not a curated record
AUGAAAUUGGCAUUGCCAGGGUUGCAUGGGAAGGUCCCAGAGGCAGAGGUUUCUUCUUUAUCAUCAUCUGAUCUUUUCAUCACUUUGAAGAAUUUCAAUAUGGAUUCAAGGGUCUACUCUUCUUUCGACAGCAGCAAUGGGAGCAUUGGGAGCAGGACUUCUGGUGGAGGCAGGAGCCGACAAAAUAGCUCUGAGUCCUUGGGAAGAGCUGGUGGAAAGAAAUGGGAGAAACAGCUGAAAGUCACCAGCCUACAUCCAUUCAAGCUAAGAACUGAGCAAAGAGGGAGAUUCAAAAAAGAAGAAUUCCAUAAGAAAGUAGAGUAAAUGAUGGAGGAGGAGAAAAAACAGCGGAUCCCAAUCGCACAAGGCCUGCCGUGAACAACAGAUGAA